CUGAGGAAGAAAGAGUGAAAGACAACUUUUUUCUUUCACCCUUCCACUUCCGUAUUCAGUGGAAACAACACCUCUCAAACCAUCAUUACUCAGUGUUCCAUCUAUAUAUGGAGAGAGUUUGGUUAAGUUAGGUAAUGAAGGAUCAGGUUUUGGCAAAGGGUAUUGAAGUUUUGAAUCAAAGAUGGUUUUUACUUCUCUCAUUUCUCAGCCUUUCUCUUCUUCAUCUCUCUCGAUGAUGAAACGCAACAUUACUGUUAAAAGAUCGGAUCUUUUUCUUGAUUCUUCAAGAAUUAGAUUAGAUAAUCCUUGGAGCUUCGUUGGAGGAUCAAGAAUCUCUCUUCACCCCAAUGUUUCAUCGAAUUCUUGCUCUGUAGUUUACAAGAAAGUCUUUGGCGUACAAGCUUCAUUGUUGGCUACAUCUCAGAUUGCAAGUAGUGUGUUUGCAGUUGGAACAACCGCAGUUCUUCCCUUUUACACUCUUAUGGUUGUAGCUCCAAAAGCUGAGAUUACCAAGAAGUGUAUGGAGAGUAGCUUACCGUAUAUCGUCUUAGGCGUGUUAUACGCGUAUUUGUUAUACCUUUCUUGGACACCCGAGACACUCAAGUACAUGUUUUCUAGUAAAUACAUGUUGCCAGAGUUGUCGGGGAUAGCAAAAAUGUUCUCAAGUGAAAUGACUCUUGCCUCUGCGUGGAUUCAUCUUCUUGUUGUCGAUCUUUUCGCUGCCAGGCAAGUUUAUAAUGAUGGUUUACUGAACCAGAUCGAAACGAGGCAUUCUGUUUCGCUUUGCCUUCUCUUCUGCCCGGUUGGAAUCGUUUCGCAUUGUGUAACCAAAGCUUUAACCAACAACCAGUGCAAGUAAACCUGCGAUCUUGGUCUCUCAUCGACUUUCUUUAACUUGCUUAUAAAGAUUUGGAAUGAUGGUUUUCAUUGUACGCUUGUCUCGGAUCAAAAUUAAACAUAAACUAGUUUGUAAUGAAGUAAGUUGUUGACAGAAUCAAUGAGACCAAACAAGAUUUGGAAUGAUGGUUUUAUAUAAUCUUGCAGUAAGUUUACAUCUU
This is a messenger RNA of Capsella rubella, 1058 nucleotides long. Its product is annotated as protein ABA DEFICIENT 4, chloroplastic. The record is from RefSeq and is a predicted model, not a curated record. NCBI's taxonomy places the organism in Eukaryota, Viridiplantae, Streptophyta, Magnoliopsida, Brassicales, Brassicaceae. The transcript has 6 exons. The coding region runs from base 182 to 859 and encodes 225 amino acids.